AUGCGGCUCUCCUAUCUCAGCGGGCUAGCUAUCGCUGGCCUGGGCCGUUUCCCAGUUGCUGCUCUUGACUUCUACAUCUCACCAACGGGAUCAGACAACAACGACGGAAGCAGCGCCGAUGCCUCUUUCGCCACGAUCGAACACGCUCAAGGCGCCGUCCGCGACCAGAUCUCCAGCUCCCUAACCGACAACAUCACGGUGCACCUCGCCCCAGGCCUGUACCCAGUCGCCGAAACCCUCAACUUCACCGCCGAAGACUCAGGCCGCGAUGGCUUCACCGUCAACUGGGACGGUCCCGGGGCCGUGGUCUCUGGCGGGAUUGAAGUCACCGGAUGGGAGGAGGGAUCCGAUGGCGUGUGGUCAGCGAGCGUGCCGAAAGGAACGGAGUCUCGUAACCUGUACGUCAACGGGCAGGCGGCCAACUUUGCCCGCCGGAAGCUGGCCAACCGGAAGGACUUUCAGUUUACCUCGUCUGGUAUGACCUGGAGUAACGGGCAGUAUGACUGGCUCAUGGACACGGAGGGCAUUGCAGGGGCCGAGGUGCGGUUUAUCAAUUCGUUCACGGACCGGUAUGCUCUCAUUCAGUCAGCGAGCAACCGGCAGUUGGCCAUGAAGCAAAACACUUGGUUCAACAAUAUGUGGGGGUACGACACAGUGGCCCAGCCGAACGCGGACUUUGGCGUGUGGGUGCAGAACGCAUUGGCCUUGAUCUCGGAUGGAGGACAGUUUUAUCUCGACUCGGCAGCGGGCACGGUGUACUACAAGCCGCUUGAUGGUGAGAACCUGACCACGGCCACGACAUACCUCGGCGUGCUGGAGUGCAUCGUCUCGGUCGGCGGCACCUACGACGACCCGGCGCACGACCUCACUUUCACAGGCAUCAGCUUCGCCCACAGCACAUGGAUGAAGCCAGCAACAGUAGGCUAUCCCGACCAGCAAACAGGCGCCUACAUCGGGGAGAACUCGACCUACACCCCCUCCAACUUCGAAUCCACCCGCCCUCACUGGUUCCAAAUGCCCGGCGCCAUCCAAAUCAGCGCCGCAACCAACAUCACCUUCUCCGGCGGCAACUACACGCAACUCGGCGGGGGCGGCAUCGGCAUCGGCAACGACGCCAACGCACACACCUCCGGCGUCGGCCUCGGCGCAGCCCACAUCACCGUCUCCAACGCCUACUUCACCCAAAUCAUGGGCAACAGCAUUACCGCCGGCGGCGUGCAAGCCGACGCGCACCACCCCAGCAAUGCCGGAAUGACCAACUCCCACCUGAUCAUCACCAACAACGUCUUCUACAACACCUCCUCCCUCUUCACCUCCACCGUCCCCAUCCUCCUCACCUACGCCCACCACUCCACCAUCUCCCACAACGACCUGCACAUCACCCCCUACUCCGGCAUCUGCCACGGCUACGGCUGGGGCUCCAACGACGCCGGCGGCAGCCCGGAGUACCAAAACCGUGGCCUGUACAACUUCCAACCGAAAUACUCCGACCCCACCACCUCCAACACAAACCUCAUCGCCGCGAACUUCAUCCGCGCCUACGGCCACAGCCACACCGAUCUCGGUGGGAUAUACACCCUAUCCAAAUCCCCGUCUACCUUCAUCACAGAAAACUACGUCCUCGACUCGGGAGCCUACGGGCUGUACACCGACGAGGGCUCAAACUCCUACACUUUCACAGAUAACCUCCUCUUCAACACCGGCACCUGGCUAGCCCAAAACGGCGCCAACACCGAUAACAACACGUUUGAUGGUAACUACGGCCACUCCGGCCCGACAAACUGGCCGGGUAACUCCCUCAUCGAUAAUAUCUCCCAGGCUUCCGUAGCCGUCCAACGCGCGGCGUAUCGCGCGGGCGUGGAGCCUGGGAAACGUGUAAAUCGGCCAGAGACAUCUGAGACCGGCGCAGCGGAUAGUAUUGUGACUGUGACUGGGGACGGGCAGGGGGUUGUGACCGCGACGAUCAGUAAUUUCGAUGAUGCGGCUUUUGAAGGGGUGGAAUUUGAUGUUUCGUCUGGGUCGUCGGGGGUGACGUUUACGGCGGAAGGGGAGGUGCCAAAAGAGAUACAAGGGAACGGUGAUACGGUGGUGAAGUGGAAGGCGUCGGGGGGUGGUGGGAGUGUGAAGGUUAGUGUGGGGGUUAAGUAUACGAAUUCGAGGACCGGGGAGGUGGGGGAGAGGGGGGGGAGUGCGGAUGUUAGUUUGUAG
Messenger RNA from Dichotomopilus funicola, 2208 nucleotides. RefSeq names its product pectin lyase. The transcript has a single exon. The coding region runs from base 1 to 2208 and encodes 735 amino acids. The record is from RefSeq and is a predicted model, not a curated record. NCBI's taxonomy places the organism in Eukaryota, Fungi, Ascomycota, Sordariomycetes, Sordariales, Chaetomiaceae.